CCCUGCCCUAGAUGGCAGAUAGUCUAGACAUGUAUUUAGUACCUUGGACAAACCCAUCUUCUGUCUUAAUUUCCUCAUGUGUGAAAUGGGUUUAAUAACAGCAUUUACCUCCCAGGGUUAUUAUGAAGAUCAAAUUAAAUAAUAAUUAUAAAGUGCUUACCCCAAUGCCUGGUCCAUAGUAAGCGCUCUAAAAAUAUAAGCUAUUAUCAUUUUAAUAGGGAGCCAUUGAAGAUUUUUGAGCAAGUAAAUGAUAUAGUUAGAUAUGAACUUUGGAAAAUUAUUUUAGCAACAAUAUAUCUAAAAGAUAUGUUGGAGAAGGAGGCAGGAGACAGGAAGACCAAUUUUGGAGGCUAUUAUAAAUAGUCCAGGUGAAAGGUGAUGAAAGUUGGAAGUAGUAUGGUGGCUGUUUGAGAAGAGAAAAAGGGAAUAGAUGCUAGAGGGAUGUUGGAAGUAGAAUCAAGAAGUUUUGGAAACUGAUUGGCUAUGGUAGAUAAGGGAGAGGACCAAGUUGUGGAUUUAAACUUAGGUGUCUGUGAGAAGUGGGGAUCAGGAGUGAGGUUAGGAAUUCAGUUUUGGGCUUGUCAUAUUUAAAGCAUGGGUAGGACCUCCACCAGUUUGCAGUUGGAGAUGUGGGACCAGAAUACAGAAGAGAGACAAUUGAGAAUCAUCUACCUGACCACUGAACCCUGUGGUGUUAAAACAAUCCACAAUAGAGACUACCCUGAAGCACGUGUCGAGGUGGAUGAUCCCAGGCCCCACAUGACUUACCUGGAGGCCUGUCCUUCCUUCCAUGAUGCUUCUCUGACGAAUUCCUUCUUCUAUAUGGCCCCUUCCCUAUGUCAUUGUGAUGGAGUUUUGUGGCAGGCAGAGCGUAGGAUGAUGAGGCACACAAGGUGAGAAUUUGGUGUGGUUGGGAUGGCAUGGGUUAGAUAUCACAGUAGGAUGUUCCAGGUGAAUAAUUUGUUGGCAUAAAUGUGCAUCUUCCCAUUUUCUGCCAAUGGAAUCUGAAGCCCAAGAACCAUAGCAAAAAGAACCUAUAGCAUUGCUAUGACAACAGCCAGUCUUUAGACCCUUGGAAGUGAUUGCCGUGUUGGAGCUCAAACAUAAUAGUGGGUAGUCUUUCCAUUAAGAACAAGAGGAACUAUAAGGAGAAGUGAGGUCAAAAAUAUCGUAACUACUUCUGUUGACCCAGUUUUAGAAAAAAGAUGAGACGACUAAAGAAAAGAAGCAAGAUAGAAUACAUAGGAAUCCACAGCCAAUGGCUAAAAGACACUUCGGAGUCCCCGCGCGAGAGCAUGGGAGUGGUGGUGGCUGAUGAUGGACCUUCAGGUGUCAAGGCCCCAGACGGGGGCUGGGGCUGGGCCAUCCUCUUCGGCUGUUUCAUCAUCACGGGCUUCUCCUACGCUUUCCCCAAAGCGGUCAGCGUCUUCUUCAAGGAGCUCAUCCGGGAGUUUGACAUCGGCUACAGUGACACAGCUUGGAUCUCCUCUAUCCUGCUGGCCAUGCUUUAUGGGACAGGUCCAUUGUGUAGUGUGUGUGUGAACAAGUUUGGCUGCCGGCCGGUCAUGCUGGUGGGUGGUCUCUUUGCCUCAAUGGGGAUGGUGGCUGCCUCCUUCUGCACCAGCAUUAUUCAGCUCUACCUCACAGCUGGAGUCAUCACUGGCCUGGGCCUGGCACUCAACUUCCAGCCCUCCCUCAUCAUGCUCAACCGUUAUUUUGACAAGAGGCGCCCGAUAGCCAACGGUCUCUCUGCUGCGGGGAGCCCUGUGUUUCUUUGCGCACUCUCUCCCCUGGGACAGAUCUUACAGGAUGUUUAUGGAUGGCGAGGGGGCUUCCUCAUUCUGGGGGCCAUGCUGCUGAACUGUUGUGUAUGUGGGGCCCUGAUGAGGCCUCUGGAAGGUCCCAAGAAGCUUGAAGGCUCUAAGGCCACAUCGAAGAAGAAGUCAAAGAAGCUUCUGGACUUCAGCGUUUUCAAGGACCGUGGCUUUGUGGUCUACACGGUGGCAGCUUCCAUUCUGGUCCUGGGGCUCUUUGUUCCGCCGGUUUUCGUGGUAAGCUACGCCAAGGACAUGGGGGUGUACGACACCAAGGCGGCCUUCCUGCUGACCAUUCUUGGCUUCAUUGACAUUUUUGCCCGGCCCCUCUGUGGAUUUGUGGCUGGGACCAAGUGGGUGCGGCCACGCUGUGUCUACCUCUUCAGUUUUGCCAUGUUCUUCAACGGCUUCACUGAUCUCAUAGGCUCCAUGUCGGACUCCUACACCGGCCUGGUGGUCUUCUGCAUCUUUUUUGGCAUAUCCUACGGCAUGGUAGGAGCCUUACAGUUUGAAGUGCUCAUGGCCAUUGUUGGCACCCAAAAGUUCUCCAGCGCCAUCGGCCUUGUGCUGCUAAUGGAGGCGAUUGCUGUGUUAAUUGGACCCCCUUCUGGAGGCAAACUCCUGGAUGCGACUCACAUCUACAAGUACGUGUUUAUCCUGGCAGGAGCUGAGGUGGUCACCGCUGCCCUGGUGCUGGCUCUGGGCAACAUCUUCUGCAUUAAGAAAAAAUCGGAAGAACCUCAGACCAAAAAAGAGGUGGUGGAGAGGGAGGAGCUGGACAGGCUGGAAGACAAAGCCUCUGAGGAAACUAAAAUGGAUUGUGUGCAAGUGGAGUGCUUCUUGAAAGCAGAGCCUGAGAAAAAUGGGGAGAUUGUGACCAGCCCAGAGACCUCUGUCUGAAUGGGAGCCUGGGGAGGGAGAGGGUUGAGGGAAAAGGUACAAAGAAUUUCAACACUCUUAUUUAUUUUAGAAAUAGGUCUAGCUUUAGGGUGGGGCCAUCGACUUGACUCUGGUUGCCUGGUGGGCGGAUCAUCACGUGAUCAGUUUUUUUGGGGGGAAGUGGGGAGUUGGGAGUGGGGAGGAAGGAGGAGUUGGAAACAUCUCGUUCCAAAUCAGUGCUGCUGUGGAGAAGCCAAGCUUCACGGUUACAACAUUUUUAUACCAGGGAACGCUAUAGCCUGUGCUGAUCCAGUUUCAGCAGUGUUGCUGUGCUGAAGUACCUAAAAACUCAUACUUCAAAAGAAAAAAUUAUUUUAAUCAGGGUUUGAGGAGUGAAUUAGGAAAAGAUGGGUAAUUGGGGUGGAUGGGGGGAAUCAGGCUUUUCCUAUUUCUAAUGUUGCUCAACUGUGGUUCUCCUUUUUCAUUUUUGAUGUUGCUAGCACAUAACUUACUCCUCAAUGUUAAGAGCAAGGGAUCCUGACAUUUGGGUAGUUUGCGAUAAAUAUGCAGCUUGGGAUCAAAUGAGCCUCAGGAACUUGGUCCUUUUCUGGGACGUUCAUAAAAUCUGGGAGCCCUAUGACAUUAACUCAACCUAAAAUAUCAUUUUUUAUGGCUUAUUUUUGUUAAGGAAAUGUUUCUCCCAAAUGAUUUUGUUUUCUUGUCUACAUGAGUCAAUUUUUAAAGUGGUGUUUUUAUUGUAAAUUGCACAGAAGUUUAGUUAUGGGUGGCAUUCAGAUGGAGAAACCAAAAUAGUUGGUAUUAAUAGAGGCUGUGGGCCAGCAUAUAUGCAUAUGUGGGGGCUUGGGUUGGGGACUUCCCUUUCUGGCCAUCCUAGGAAGCUGUGCACUUUUCACAUGACCUUACAGAAAUGAAUGGGGCAUCCAUGAGUGGCUAGAAUACAAGCUUCAGGAUGAUACCAAGACCACUUAGAGGAUAGUUUGAGUCACCACCUGUGUUUUUCUUCCCUAUCAUAAAAAAAUACAACAAAACUUUCUGCUGCCUUCCA
This is a messenger RNA of Antechinus flavipes (yellow-footed antechinus), 3759 nucleotides long. It is a transcript of the gene SLC16A3, whose product is annotated as solute carrier family 16 member 3. Gene Ontology annotation, molecular function: monocarboxylic acid transmembrane transporter activity. Gene Ontology annotation, biological process: monocarboxylic acid transport; transmembrane transport. The coding region runs from base 1206 to 2714 and encodes 502 amino acids. The transcript is spliced from 6 exons. The record is from RefSeq and is a predicted model, not a curated record. NCBI's taxonomy places the organism in Eukaryota, Metazoa, Chordata, Mammalia, Dasyuromorphia, Dasyuridae. Gene Ontology annotation, cellular component: membrane.